UGGACGAAUCUUGAUGCAUCCAUACUCAUAUUCGCUGGGAAUUUGGUUGGUCUGAUGUCUAUGUAUUUAUUAAUCGAAUUGGGAAUAUCUUGAAGUAUAACUAGGAACCUAAGAUUUACAGUAACCUUACCCGUACCGUACUAAGGCUACCUACUUACUUUUCAAGGUUACCCCGCCCCCCACAAGUUCAAAAAAGUUCUCACACAUUUCCGCUGAGCAUAGGAUAGCAUCAUCACGAGUUUUCCUAUCCAGUCCCAUUGAUAUCUUUCCGCUCCGCCUGGACAAUUUCUAUUACACAUACCUACAUGUGUUUUAUUUAUCCCUCCCUCAUCUCAUCUCAUACCUCUUUGUUCAUGUUCUAGAAGCAUACACAUACACACAUCUAAAUCCCAACUCCCCAAAUACGAUAAUGGCACCCUCACCCCUCCAACAAAGAAGAACGCAUAAUACACUACUUUUUCAGAAAUUGCUGAAUUUGAGAGAUGGAGCGAGUCCGCUUACGUUGGUGCUGGAUUCGUUGGAGCAGAGUGGGAGGGGGGUUGUGAGGGAGUUUUGGAGGAGAGCUUUGAUUUCGAAAUCAAAAGUCAUCUUCGUAUCUUUCUCUACUCUCCAAAAACGUCUACCCUUUGCUCCAGAUGUUUUUGUCUCAGCUCAUAGUAAACCACUUGCUCAACUUCGUCGAGAAAUUGUAGCGCAUUUACCUUCGCCUACAACUCCCCCUUCAGCUUCUCAGCAAAAAAUCCUCCUCAUUAUCGAUAAUCUCCAUCCCCUCGCAGCUCACCCAGAGCACCUCUCCCCAUUCCUCUCUUCCCUGAUUAUCCACCCCACAAUCUCUCUCCUCUGUACCCACCACCUUGACAUCCCUCUUCCCUCCUCAACAACAAAUCCCUACAUCCCCACUUCCCUCACAACUCUCCUCUUCCUCGCCACCGCCAUCAUCACCCCCCAAAACUUCACCCACGAAUUGGCCCGCAAACGAGCGCGCGACAAGUCAGCACGCGAACCCGAAUUCGGCACCGCAGAGGGAAAAGAAGGUGUACUUAUGGGUUUUGGCAAUAAUGCUAGUAUGACCAGCGAAGCGAAAAACGGGGAAAUCGUCCUAAUCCUCGAACUGCGACGGAAAUCCGGAAGAGGAACUCGUGAAACUUUCAUCUACACACCGCCUUCACAUCAUACCACAUCUCCCACGACGAAAGAUAUAGGAAGCAUUCAACUUCUCGAUGAGCAUCCUGCUUUCGCGGUCCCGGAUAUCUCGGAUGCGGCGAUGGGGAAGGAGGAGGAGGGGAUAGAGGGCGAUGUAACGUUUUCCCUGGGAUUGACGGAGAAACAGAAGAGGGAUAGGGAGAAUGUUGUACUGCCGUAUUUUGAUGCGCAGAAAGAGGGUGGGAUUGGGAGUGGUGGAAAGAUUCUUUAUGAGAUGGGAGCGGAGGAUAGAGAAGAUUUUGAUGAUGAGGAGGAUGAGAUUUAGGAGGAGAAGUGGUUUUGGUUUCGCGCUUAUUUGGAGGGGGGUGAGCUGAUGAUGUCUUGUCUGGAAUGAAGUUUUGAGAUUGAGAUUCUUGAAUAGAAUGGUAGAUUAGGGGUUCGUACUCUCGAAUUCUUGAGUAUCUGCGUAGAUAGAUAGUCUAUCAAUUUGAGAACUGAUAUCUUGAUGGUUGAUUGAUCGAAUGGAGAGACUCUGAUAGAACUAGCAAGAAGAAAU
This is a messenger RNA of Botrytis porri, 1699 nucleotides long. RefSeq lists its product as uncharacterized. The transcript is spliced from 3 exons. NCBI's taxonomy places the organism in Eukaryota, Fungi, Ascomycota, Leotiomycetes, Helotiales, Sclerotiniaceae. Gene Ontology annotation, molecular function: tRNA binding. Gene Ontology annotation, biological process: tRNA wobble uridine modification. Gene Ontology annotation, cellular component: nucleus; elongator holoenzyme complex; cytosol. The coding region runs from base 410 to 1468 and encodes 352 amino acids. The record is from RefSeq and is a predicted model, not a curated record.